GUUGAAUUGCUUCAAGUUACCAAUCCGGGAUUGAGAAUCUCACAUUGCCACUUGUCCGUGAAAAGCCUAUUAUCUCCUGGUGGUAUUGCAUUUCAAAAUCCCGAGCACCACUCACAAAACCUGGCCUGUAUAUAAACAAAAAAAUGUUUAUGAGAGACGACGCUAAUCAGAACAGUCUUCGAUGUGGUUCUUCUAGCAAACUCUGUUGUCCGCAGUCACCGGAAAGGAAGACAAGUGACGACGGCAGCACUAGCGCCUCGCGAUCAAUCUCAGACGUCGACUCCCAAAAUUCCUCCUUCAUGGCCAGCUCCUCCAGUAUGCCUGACUGGACGGUUUUCCCCUGCAUUCAUCCAGUUUGA
Messenger RNA from Opisthorchis viverrini, 359 nucleotides. RefSeq lists its product as hypothetical. The record is from RefSeq and is a predicted model, not a curated record. Lineage: Eukaryota; Metazoa; Platyhelminthes; Trematoda; Opisthorchiida; Opisthorchiidae. Bases 144 to 359 code for a protein of 71 amino acids. The transcript is spliced from 3 exons.